AUGACAAAAAAGUAAUUGAGAUAAGCUACUUUAAAAGAAUUUAAAAAGUGUUUUCUAGAGUACUUUGAUGAUUUCUAAAGUGCUGCCUUUAAUUUAGUCUGUGCAUAUAAGUCUAUUCCUAAAAAAGUAGUGCAUUAUAACUAUAUUGUGAUAGAAGUUGGGUAUGGGCUCUUACUGUCAGUUGAGGAUAAUAAAAAUAAGAACAACACUUUUAGAUCUAAUUUGGAUUAUUUUGAUAAAAUAAUGUUACUCUUCUAAAACUAGUUCCAGAUAUAGAUAGCUCUUGAUUUGGUAGAUGAAGUUGCAGAAACAUUUGAUUAAUUCUCAUAAAAGAGUUUCAAUUAUACUAUAUUAAAAGCAGAUCAAAUAUUUUAUUAAAUUACAAAAAUGUCUAAAAAAUGA
Tetrahymena thermophila SB210 is the source of this 402-nucleotide messenger RNA. RefSeq lists its product as hypothetical. Lineage: Eukaryota; Ciliophora; Oligohymenophorea; Hymenostomatida; Tetrahymenidae. The record is from RefSeq and is a predicted model, not a curated record. The transcript is spliced from 2 exons.